CAGGCAGUGAUAAUAGACUGACAUCACAGCAGUUUCGUGCAGUAAUCAAGUUUCAAAGCGAUUUUGUGUACAUUGGAUUAUUAAAUGUCUUGCUGGAAAGGCUGGAUAAAGGAAAAGUCAUAAAGCAUGGAUGCCAUGGAAUAUGCACAGUUUAUGAAACAAGAUGGGAAUCAGGAUUUUAAAAAUGGAAAUUACACCUUGGCCAUCAGGAAGUAUGAUCAAGCUCUGUAUAUGCUCGUUCAGUUAAGGCAAUGGGGCCUGUGUUCUGGGGACAUAGCUGUAUUAUACUGCAACAGAUCAACUUGCUUGUACAAUCUUGGUAAAUGGAGAGAAGCAAUGCAUUCAGCCUUUGAGAGCUUACGCUGGGAUCCAGAGUAUGUUAAGGCUUAUUAUAGAGCUGGCCACUCGCUGAUCAUGUUAUCAAACGCUUGUAAUGCGAUUUCUAUGUUUCAUAGAGGUUUGACUCUUCUGAAUGCUUCUGUAGACCAAGCUCAAGUUGCUGAUUUUAUAGCAGGAAUCUUCACGAGUGUCAAUGAUGAACGAGUCUUGCCACAAACUUUCUACCCUGCAUGUGAUUAUAUUUUCAGUGCAAGGUUUGAUGCACUGAUUUGGCAAUCUGUGAUGGAAAAGUUGGCUCAGAAAGGGAAGUGGCAGUCUUUUCUGUUGCUGUUGUCCAAGAAGAAAGACUUGCCCACCAAUCUCAGAGUCAACCAGUUACCACUGAAAAAUCUCUUUGAGACUUUUGAGUUGUAUGGAUGUGAUGAGAUGAUGCAAAAUGUAGCAGAAUUAGUCAAAUGGCUGAUUUCCAUUGGGGCAAAAGUUGAAUCCAUUGGAGUUCAUCCCCUUCAUGCUGUUAUCAGACUGUGUAUCAAAGCAAGUAAGUGACAUCCUCUGUUAAAAUGAACCAAAUGUUGUCGUCUUCAGAGAAAAAAGCUGUCAUGGUUUUAUGAUUUUUGGUUAUCAGUAUUCCACAUC
Molecule: messenger RNA, 975 nt
Organism: Lagopus leucura (white-tailed ptarmigan)
Lineage: Eukaryota; Metazoa; Chordata; Aves; Galliformes; Phasianidae
Product: TPR and ankyrin repeat-containing protein 1-like
Exons: 7
Coding region: 127-885 (252 amino acids)
Molecular function (GO): protein binding
Source: RefSeq, a predicted model, not a curated record